UCUGUGAGCGCAUGUGCUGCCGUUCGCCGCGUCGGGAACGCAUGCGCCGCCUUCUCCCGCCGCUCGCCGUCCACCCGCCGCCAUGCCUCCCAGUCCCAGCACCUCCUCCAGCCGCGGCCACGGCCGGCGGAAGCGCGUUCGCCAUCCCGGAGUUGAUUCCGCUCCUGGAGCGGGCCAUCUCCACGGGGGACGUGCUCCGUCUCGGCCGCGCAGUGCACGCGCGCCUCGUCAAGACGGCGCUCACCAGCCAUACGCUCCUGUCCAAUCGCCUCGUCGCGCUCUACUCCCGGCUCCCAUCGUCGGCCGCUGCGGUCGCGGCCUUCGACGACCUUCCGCACAAGAACGCGCACUCCUACAACACGCUUCUCGCCGCGCUCUUGCGCAGGCCGGACACCUUCCCCGACGCCCUCCACCUGUUCGACACAAUGCCGGCCGACGCACGCAACCUCGUCUCCUAUAACACCCUCAUGUCGUCCCUCGUGCACCACGGGAGGCAGGCGGAGGCGCUCCGCGUGGUUGCGCGGCUGGCCAGAGACAGGUUCUUGGGGCCAGGGUUGGCCAUGGAUCGGUUCACGGUGGUCAGCGUGGCGACUGCAUGUGCGGGAAUCAGAGCUGCCAGGCCGCUGCGGGAAAUGCAUGGCGCGGUUGUGGUAUCAGGGAUGGAGUUGACCGUCAUCAUGGCCAAUGCCAUGGUGAACGCCUACAGCAAGGCUUGGAGGGUGGAAGAAGCAAGGCAUUUGUUCGAUCAGAUCAGCAUUCGAGACAAUGUCACUUGGACGUCGAUGAUUUCUGGGUACUGCCAAGUGAAGAAGCUCGAUGAGGCAUUGCAGGUGUUCGAUAUGAUGCCAGAUAAAGAUAGGGUUGCAUGGACAGCACUGAUUUCUGGGCAUGAGCAGAAUGGAGAGGAGGACACUGCUCUUGAGCUGUUCGAACGGAUGCUAGCCGAGGGAGUAUCACCAACGACUUUUGCAUUGGUAUCAGUUUUGGGUGCAUGUGCCAAACUUGGGCUUGUCACACGGGGGAAGGAAUUGCACUGCUCCAUCUUGCGACGGAGCAUUGGCUCUGACCCUUUCAACAUUUUCAUCCACAAUGCACUCGUUGACAUGUACUCUAAGUGUGGGGACAUGACGGCUGCCAUGGCAGUGUUCCACCGGAUGCCUGAGAGGGACUUUAUCUCUUGGAACUCCAUGGUCACUGGGUUCUCGCAUAAUGGCCUGGGAAAGCAGUCGCUUGCUAUUUUUGAGGAGAUGCUGGUGGCUGGAGUUCGUCCAACCCAUGUCACUUUCCUCGCUGUCCUCACAGCCUGCAGCCAUUCCGGUCUAGUAUCUAAUGGACGCCUCAUUCUCGAAUCAAUGGAGGACCAUGGUGUUGAACCAAGGGCUGAACACUAUGCUGCCUUCAUUGAUGCUCUUGGUCGGAAUCGGCAGUUGGAAGAAGCAAUUGAGUUCAUCAAAGAUUUGCCAUCCAGGAUUGGUCCUGGUACAGCUGGGUCCUGGGGAGCUCUCCUAGGUGCAUGUCGCCUUCAUGGAAAUAUCGAGCUUGCAGAGGAAGUGGCAGAGUUUCUCUUCAAAUUAGAGCCUGGCAACAGUGGUCGGUAUGUCAUGUUGUCAAACAUCUAUGCAGCUGCAGGACAGUGGGAUGAUGCACGUCGAGUCAGGGGGCUCAUGAAGGAGAAGGGCCUGAAGAAGGAUCAGGCUUACAGUUGGAUUGAGGUGCGGAGUUUAAAGCACGUAUUUGUUGCUGAUGACAUGUCUCAUUGCGAGGCAGACGAGAUAUAUGAGAUGUUGGGCAAGCUUCUCGACCAUAUGAGCACAGCAGAGGAUCCUACGGAACACCAGCUUAAUUUUUGCUGACAUUUGAGAGAAACCACCCAUGUAUAAAAAGCAUUUGCUCUGGUGUUGCCAGAACACUCACUCUGGUAUGAUGAUGGUAGGCAAGGUCCGCUGCGUUGUCAUCAGCAUCCUCAUUCAUUGUCAUACACUCUGUUAAAACAUUGUGAGACUGCAAAAUAGCUCCAGAGUCAGGGCUUCUGUGCGUGCUGAUUUUUUGAACCUUCAGUUUGAGAGGUCAAGUGCUCAACGAGGUUUACCCAGAGAAUCACCUGCAGUUGAUUCAAUGUUCCAAGUCUUGGGUCAUGGCAUAAUCUGUGGCUUCAACCACAGCAGAAGCUGCAAGAGUUUGAUCCAUUUCAGUUUGAGUUCCUUGACUUCACAGUCUAAUAUUCCUCUGCAUUGUGCUGUCGGCUGAUCUUUCCCUUUCCUUAAGAAAAAAACACUGAUUCUUGAGAACGAUGAUUCUAUGUUAGAAGGUUCAGAGAGAUUCUGAUUUAGUUAAGUCUGUAGCUGUGGCACCACCAUGUGAGCUGAUUUAUCUAUUGUACAAAUCGAGGGAAAUAGUUCUGAGCAUCCAAAUAAUUGUGUGAAUGGAUAAUUUGUCGGGCAUAUUUGCUGCUCAGAAAGUCUUUGGGCUGUGGUUGAAGAGUUCUAUCGCUCAAAGAUUUUGAAGGUCUCUUUCUUUCAAGCUAGAGGUCGUUUGUGUUCGUGUUGGAGCGCUGGAAGAGGGGUCUGUGAAGCAUCUGUCGUAUUCUGUGCAACAGGCCAACAGUUGCCACUUGCUGCUGGCGGGCCACUCAGUUUGAGCGUGCGCCGAACGUGACUCCCUGCAAGGCUGCGAGUUGAUUCCCAUCCAACCGGGUUGCAGGUUGAUGGACACUUGCACUGGUUGCAGCAGCAGAGAAUAAUAUGGAAGUGGGGCACAUGGAGAGAAUGUAAGCACUGAUGUACGCACAUAAACGCCGCAGCAAUUGGAUAAGAAGGUGCCUGGAUGGAUGAACACCUUGAGCGAUGAUGGCUGUUGUAUAUUGGGCGGCACUGUGCUGUGUUGACAGGACGACAGAUGCAUGCAAUGCAACCCACACUCCAUGGCCAGUUAGAGGUAAUCUUCUCACCAUGUCACCAUCAAUAUAACCAGAUCAUCAUCCAUUCAUCAUCAUCAUUAUACAAAUCACAUAUAUAGAUACUUUUGUAACAUGAGAAAAAAGAAAAGCAUAAGUUAGAAACAUAUAAAAACACAACUUGGUAACAUGAAAAAAAAAAGAAGAAAGAAACAAACAAAAAGUUGAUGAUUUUUUUUUUGUUAAAAAAAAAAACUGGGAAUGUACAGGGAGUAGCAUGCGAUCGUCACAGGUGAUGUAGACACGCAGUAACAAAAGCCCAUGAAGACAGACACGAGGAGCAAAAGGGGAGUGGCCAUCCAGUACUCCCCCACACCACUGAACUGGCGGGACGGGCAUCACCGUUGGUUUCAUUCACUUCACCGGCCCAGGCCCCGCUGCCGCUGCAGGCCAGUCUAGCUGCCACCACACCAGCUAGCGAAGCGAGCUGCAUUUUCCGGCCCGCCUGACACCCGGCGCGCACGAGUGGGCGACCCACCCACACGCAGCAGCCGUGGCACACCGUGUGUCCUCUCCUCUCCCCUGGCGUCUCGAUCUGGUGCAUCCUGCAGCCAGCAACCACGGGGUACGGUCGGGCACCAUGGCUGCCAUCCAUCACUUUGCCUUAUCCCGCGCCGCGCGUGAGACAGAACGUGCCGGUAUGGUAUGGUAUCCUUGAGUUGAGACCAUAUGCCGAGAGAGGAAUGUGGAGGCCUGCCACUCCUCCGUGUCCAUUCCUCUUAUAUUCUAUCCCCAUGUGUCUCGUCAGUGUGCACGCACGCUCACCGGAUGCAAAAGUGCUGCAAAGGGAAGGCAGGUUUAUGUUAUGAGUGCUUCAUCAUCGGGGUCCAUAACAAAUUAAACUCUUGCUGCUGCAUUCAUCGGAUGCUGCUCUGUAGAUGCAGAGACGUACUCCCUUC
Molecule: messenger RNA, 3852 nt
Organism: Sorghum bicolor (sorghum)
Lineage: Eukaryota; Viridiplantae; Streptophyta; Magnoliopsida; Poales; Poaceae
Product: pentatricopeptide repeat-containing protein At2g13600
Exons: 1
Coding region: 12-1853 (613 amino acids)
Biological process (GO): RNA modification
Molecular function (GO): protein binding; RNA binding
Source: RefSeq, a predicted model, not a curated record